UGUCGCGUGCUGUCAUCCACACCUGGUGGAGUGCUUGAUGAACCGACCGUUACUUUGUGACCUGCAGGAGGAGAGUCAACAGUUUGAACACUUUAUUAAACUGAGGAUUUAUCCUAACACAGCUGCUGAGAGGAGAUUAUCCGACGCUUUGUGAAGACAGGGGACAUUAUGAAGUCUGUUAAAGACGAUGGAGAGGUGAUGGGGACGGCAGAGAACAGAUUCACUAGAGAGGCGCCUCCCUCUGGGAUGUCCAAGAAUGGAUACUUCUUUCAAGAAAUGGAGCAGCGGGAGGUGGAGCAGGAGGAGGGCAGCGAGGGCCGAGAGGAGGGACAGGACUCGCCGAUCGCCUGCGGAGAUGACAUCCACCUCUAUGACAACCAGAUCAGCCCUGGGCCAGAUGCUGACGACUCUGGUUGUGUGUUAUUGAACACAUCAAGAAAGUAUGUGAAGCUGAUGAACUUUGAAGAGGAAGUUCGGGCUCACAGGGACCUGGAUGGCUUUCUGGCGAGGGCCACUAUCCUGCUGGAUGAGACAGCUGCCUCCCUGGAUGAUGUUCUGAAGAGAAUGUUGCACCAUGUGGGCCAGGACAGCCUUGUAUCUGAGCCCGCCUGCAACUUCGAGGAGGUGAUGAGUCUGCUUUUCACCGAUGCGGGAGCUCAGGAGGUCAACGUCCACCUGCUGUCAGAGACGAUCCAGGGAGUGACGGCCACUGCCACCGGGGUCCAGUAUCAGCAGUCAUGGCUCUGCAUCCUCUGCAACGUGAAGCAUCUCCAGAGGCGUCACGUGUGCAUCUCCCGCCUGGAGAGGCCGCAGAACUGGGGGGAGAACUGCUGCGAGGUCCGCUAUGUCAUCCUGAUACUGGCUCCACUCAAAAUGAAAAGCACCAAGACAGCCAUGGAGCUCGGCAGGACGUUCGCCACCCUCUUCUCUGACAUUUCCUUCAGGCAGAAGCUGCUGGAGACGAAGACGCAGGAGGAGUUUAAGGAGGCGCUGGUGCUCCAGAGGCAUCAGCUGACGGCGACCAACCAGCAGCCCACCGCUCUGGGGAAGGAGGAGACCGACCCCCGCAGUCACAAACCCCUCAAGUGUAAAGAUUUCUUCAAAGCCGGUCGGGGGAUUUACGAGGACUUGUGCCGCAGGCUGCCUUUCUACCCCUCUGACUUCACAGAUGGUAUAGUUGGCAGUAAUAAAACCCUGCUGAAGUACAUGACCACAGCCAUCUUCCUCUACAUUGCCAUCCUCCUUCCCGCCAUCGCUUUCGGCUCCCUGAAUGACGAGAGCACCCGUGGCGAGAUAGAUGUUCGCAAGACCAUCAUCGGCCAAAGCAUCGGCGGGGUCAUCUACUCGCUGUUCGCCGGCUCUCCUCUAGUCAUCCCUCUAACCACGGCUCCGCUCGCCAUUUUCAUCAGCGUGAUUAGAGGAAUCUGCGACGACUACAACCUGGACUUCCCAGCUUUCUACGCCUGCAUCGGUCUGUGGAACUGCCUCUUCCUCAUCCUUGGAGGUAUCUUCAAUGUCAGCCUCCUCAUGAAGCUCUUCAAAAGGUCGACGGAGGAGGUCAUCGCCCUGUUUAUUUCCAUUGCAUUUGUUGUAGACGCAGUGAAAGGCACAGUCAAAAUCUUUCACAGGUACUACCACUCCCCAACACUGGCUAAUAGUAGCAUGGAGGUCUUCCCUCAAAACGGAGACCUGAUCGGGGGAAACCGGAGCGAGACGGCGGCUCGGUUUGCCGUCAGAGUUCUCCCCGAAACCCUCAUCCAGUGCACUCGAGAGAGGCCCGUCCUCUGCCUCCUGCUGAUGCUCGGGACACUGUGGAUGGGCUACACCCUCUACCAGUUCAAAAGGAGUCCGUUCCUGCAUGCCAAAGUGAGGGAGGUGCUGUCGGACUGCGCCCUGCCGAUCUCAGUGCUCCUGUUCUCCUUCAUCGGCUCCUACCUUUUCAGCGACAUUGAGCUUCCGGUGUUCAAGGUUCACGACCGCCCCGUCUUCAACGUGGCUCCGUUCGAGCGUCUGUCUGCGAUGAACGUCCUCAGCGCCAUGGGCCUCGGCUUCCUCCUGGCCCUCCUCAUCUUCAUCGACCAGAACAUUGUCGUCUCACUGACCAAUGCUCCGGAGAACAGGUUGCUGAAGGGCACGGCGUAUCACUGGGACCUGAUGCUCUCCGGGCUCAUUAACAUACUGAUGUCGGUGCUGGGGUUGCCCUGGAUGCACGCAGCCUUCCCCCACUCCACCCUCCAUGUGCGCCAGCUGGCUUUUGUGGAGCAGCGCGUGGAGGGGGGGCACCUCUACGAGACUAUCGUGCAGGUGAAGGAGACCCGGCUGACGUCUCUGACUGCCAACAUCUUCAUCGGCGUGUCGGUGCUGCUGCUGCCUCUCCCGCUGCAGUGGAUCCCCAAACCGGUCCUGUACGGCCUCUUCCUCUACAUCGCCCUCACCUCCAUCGAUGGGAACCAGAUGUGCGACCGCAUGGCCCUCCUCCUCAAGGAGCAGACGUCUUACCCGCCUACCCACUACAUCCGCAAAGUGCCCCAGAGAAAGAUCCACUACUUCACCUUCCUGCAGAUGAUGCAGCUGCUGGUGCUGUGUACGUUUGGCAUGUACCCGAUACCGUACAUGAAGAUGAUCUUCCCUCUGCUCAUGAUCAUGCUUAUUCCAAUCAGGAACAACGUGCUUCCUCAUAUCAUUGAGGCCAAAUACUUGGACAUAAUGGAUGCCCAACACAUGUAGCUACAGACGGAUCGGCGUGUUCUGGAAGCAGACGUCCAGCGUUAGAGAAAAAAGAGAUGAGGAGAAAAAAAAACAUAUUUUUCAAUGCAAAACUGUACGGAAGCAAAAAAGGAAGAAGAAGAAAUACCGACUGUUUAGAUUUUUGUAUCUGAUAAGAACAUUCUUACAGGUGAAGCACUGGAAAUGUGGGAAGUCGGGUGAGGCGGAGGAGAGAUGAAGGGAAAUGUUUUCGGGACAUGGACAGACCGCACCUCUCUGAGGAAAAAAACCCCAAAACAGGACCGCCCAGAACUCCCUGUUACACCUCUGUUUGAACCCUGUCAGAUUGUUCAGUGCCAUAUACCUCCAUGUUCUCCUCUCACACCUUUACAUUUUAUGCUACCAUUUUACAGCAGUGUAUUCUUCUGUGUGUUUAAGCUAUGGGUCAGUGCUUAGAGUACUCACUAGUACUGUGUAAGUAAGAAAAAUGCUGCCAGUAGAAACGUAGAAAGGUGUAACAGCACAAUGUAAGUAUGAACAAUAUCUGUUUCUGACACUUUGCACUCACAUUGUGUUUUUACGCCGUCAUCCGGGUCACGUUUACAUACUUACACUGUGUUGAUAAGUACCUAAAUACUUCCCCACGAGUACAUGUACUAGUAAGAACACUGCGUUUAGACCAGAGCAGAGAAGACCUUUUAUAUUCCUGUCAUUGUGCAGUGUUGAAACCUUUACAUUCCUGCACCUUUUAGCUGUGAUAGCCCCUUUUGCUAUGAAGGACACUUACAUAUUUACGUUCAGAAUCAUUCCAACUCAAGUCUGUGUUCAUUAAAGAGAGGACAAAAGGAAAGUGUGUGUGAUUUAAAAAAAAAAAAAAAAA
Molecule: messenger RNA, 3586 nt
Organism: Notolabrus celidotus (New Zealand spotty)
Lineage: Eukaryota; Metazoa; Chordata; Actinopteri; Labriformes; Labridae
Gene: slc4a11
Product: solute carrier family 4 member 11
Exons: 20
Coding region: 169-2727 (852 amino acids)
Biological process (GO): monoatomic anion transport; monoatomic ion homeostasis; transmembrane transport
Cellular component (GO): plasma membrane; basolateral plasma membrane
Molecular function (GO): solute:inorganic anion antiporter activity
Source: RefSeq, a predicted model, not a curated record